Messenger RNA from Chrysochloris asiatica (Cape golden mole), 3815 nucleotides. It is a transcript of the gene ZYG11B, whose product is annotated as zyg-11 family member B, cell cycle regulator. Bases 124 to 2358 code for a protein of 744 amino acids. Gene Ontology annotation, cellular component: Cul2-RING ubiquitin ligase complex. Lineage: Eukaryota; Metazoa; Chordata; Mammalia; Afrosoricida; Chrysochloridae. The transcript is spliced from 14 exons. The record is from RefSeq and is a predicted model, not a curated record. Gene Ontology annotation, molecular function: protein binding.
GAGGCCGAGGCCUGGGCCGAGCCCGGAGCCGCCGCUCACCGGAGCCUCCUGGAGCCCCUGCGCCGGCUCAGCCUGGGGGCGGGCUCGGGCCCGGCCCGCCGCGAAACCCAGGACAGAGGCUGCAUGCCUUCGGACCAGACCAGCGCAGCCAUGGAGGAAGCAUCUCCCUAUUCCUUACUUGAUAUCUGCUUGAAUUUCCUGACUACUCACCUUGAGAAAUUCUGUUCAGCAAGACAAGAUGGAACAUUGUGCCUGCAGGAACCUGGAGUAUUUCCACAGGAAGUGGCUGAUCGACUGCUUCAAACCAUGGCUUUUCAUGGUCUACUGAAUGAUGGAACUGUGGGUAUUUUCCGAGGCAACCAGAUGCGCUUAAAGCGAGCUUGCAUUCGCAAAGCAAAGAUCUCUGCUGUUGCUUUCCGGAAAGCCUUCUGCCACCACAAGUUAGUGGAACUUGAUGCCACAGGUGUGAAUGCUGACAUAACCAUUACAGACAUCAUCAGUGGGCUUGGCAGUAACAAAUGGAUCCAGCAGAAUCUCCAGUGCCUAGUGCUGAACUCGUUAACUCUCUCCCUUGAAGAUCCUUAUGAGCGCUGCUUCAGCCGGCUUUCUGGCCUUCGUGCUUUGAGCAUCACCAAUGUUCUCUUUUACAAUGAAGACCUGGCUGAAGUUGCUUCACUGCCAAGAUUAGAGAGCCUGGACAUUUCUAAUACCUCUAUCACAGAUAUCACUGCUCUUCUAGCCUGCAAAGACCGACUCAAGUCUCUAACCAUGCACCACUUGAAAUGUUUAAAAAUGACAACCACACAGAUCCUGGAUGUUGUUCAGGAACUAAAGCAUCUGAAUCAUCUUGAUAUUUCAGAUGAUAAACAAUUUACAUCAGACAUAGCUCUUCGCUUAUUAGAACAAAAGAACAUCCUACCCAAUCUUGUCUCCCUGGAUGUUUCUGGGAGAAAACAUGUGACAGAUAAAGCUGUUGAAGCCUUUAUUCAGCAACGGCCCAGCAUGCAGUUUGUAGGUUUGUUGGCCACUGAUGCUGGCUACUCUGAAUUCCUCACAGGCGAAGGACAUUUGAAGGUGUCUGGAGAAGCCAACGAGACCCAGAUUGCAGAAGCAUUGAAGCGAUAUAGUGAGCGGGCAUUCUUUGUCCGAGAAGCUCUCUUCCACCUAUUUAGCCUAACUCAUGUGAUGGAAAAAACAAAGCCAGAAAUUUUAAAGCUUGUUGUUACUGGCAUGAGAAACCAUCCUAUGAACUUGCCAGUCCAACUGGCUGCCAGUGCCUGUGUGUUCAACUUAACCAAGCAGGAUCUUGCUGCAGGAAUGCCUGUACGACUCCUGGCAGAUGUGACCCAUUUGCUGCUGAAAGCCAUGGAACAUUUUCCCAAUCACCAGCAGUUACAGAAGAAUUGCCUCCUUUCACUUUGCAGUGACCGGAUCCUUCAAGAUGUCCCGUUUAACAGGUUUGAAGCAGCCAAGCUUGUCAUGCAGUGGCUCUGCAACCAUGAGGAUCAAAACAUGCAAAGGAUGGCAGUUGCUAUAAUUUCCAUUCUAGCUGCGAAGCUUUCUACAGAGCAAACUGCACAGCUUGGAGCUGAGCUCUUCAUUGUCAGGCAACUUCUUCAAAUAGUGAAGCAGAAAACCAAUCAAAAUUCGGUGGACACUACUUUGAAGUUUACAUUGAGUGCACUUUGGAACCUCACAGAUGAAUCCCCAACCACUUGCAGACACUUUAUUGAAAAUCAAGGGUUAGAACUCUUCAUGAGGGUCCUAGAGUCUUUCCCAACUGAGUCAUCCAUUCAACAGAAAGUCCUAGGACUUCUGAACAACAUAGCUGAAGUACAAGAAUUGCAUUCUGAAUUAAUGUGGAAGGAUUUUAUAGACCACAUCAGUAGCCUUCUACACAGUGUUGAAGUAGAAGUCAGUUACUUUGCAGCUGGAAUUAUUGCCCAUUUAAUAUCCAGAGGUGAACAAGCCUGGACAUUGAGCCGUAGCCAGAGGAAUUCUCUUUUGGAUGAUCUGCACUCAGCUAUUUUGAAAUGGCCAACUCCAGAGUGUGAAAUGGUAGCAUACAGGUCCUUCAAUCCAUUUUUCCCAUUACUUGGCUGUUUCACAACACCAGGAGUCCAGCUGUGGGCAGUUUGGGCCAUGCAACAUGUCUGUAGCAAGAAUCCCUCAAGGUACUGCAGUAUGCUGAUUGAAGAAGGAGGAUUACAGCAUUUAUACAACAUCAAAGAACAUGAACAGACUGAUCCCCAUGUCCAGCAGAUUGCUGUGGCCAUCCUGGACAGCUUAGAAAAACACAUUGUCCGUCAUGGGAGGCCACCUCCCUGUAAAAAGCAGCCCCAGGCUAGACUAAAUUGAUAGCCAUAGAUAGUUGAGUAAUUGAAUCACAGGAAUCAUUUUUGUCAUUGGUUAAUUUGAAGACUUUGCCAUCUAUUAUGUUUUGGAGACUUCUAUGACAGGAGUCAUAGGAUCUGUUCGGGAUUGAUGAUAUAUAGUACUGCUCAUGUGACCAGUCUAAUUUGUCUUGUGAUUUUUAACUUAUAAGGCAAGAAGGGUCCCUUUCUUCAUCAUUGCCUUUUAAGAAAUUUCCAUAUCUUUCAGUGUUUGAACUUACCAAUGCUUGAAAUGCUACAGUUUUAUGAUAAAGUUUGCACGAACCUUUAGGCCAGAUUUUUUUCUGAUUUUUAAAUCCCUUCCAAUCCAUUUGCAGCUUCAGAUAAGUUGUUCACCUGAUUUCUGGCACCGCUUUAGAUGUAAAUUUUAUACUGGCUUCUGUAUAAAAUGCCUUUAUUCUAUGUCUGUGUAUCUUUUAUAAAAUGGCAUUCUUAUCAUGAAAGAAAGGAAAUCUGAAUCCUUUCCUUGUGGAAGCUACUCACUGGCUGGUCUCUGUAUGGCUGGCAGAAAGAUAAAUUCAAAAGAAAAUCUAUUAAGAGUUGGGAAAAGGUCUGCAUUGGUGGUAAAGUUUUAAAAUGGGAUAGGCUACCCAGUUGGGGCCCGCCUCUCCUGAGACAGCAAGCAGUAGCUUGUUCUCCACACUGAUGUCUGGAAACACAGACUGCUGGUUGCUGUCUAGUAGAAUAGUUUCCUCAAGCACCGCAUUGUAAAAUAUUAUAGCAUUCUGUGUUAAAAAAAAAACUAACUGUCCCAAUCUCUAUAUGUCAUAUUGUUGUGGAAAUGUGAAGUUUUCUAAAACUUGCUAGAAUUAAAACCGGCCAGUCUUUUCCUUUUAUUUCAAAGUCGUCUUUGUUCAGUGGAAUAAAGAAUCAAGAUGCUGUUAAAAUAUGAUUGACAACAGUAAAUUUUGCCAGGAAAAAUUAAGGGUUUUUUUUUGUUGUUUCAAAAUAUGUGUAUCUUCUGAAUCUGUUCAUGUUGGGAAAAGAUGUCCACAUCUCACUGCCAGAAAUGAAAGAGAAUCAUUAGACUAUUAUUAAAGGUAAUGAUUCUAUUUUCAGUACAUAAGAGGAAUUGUUUUUGAUGGAUUUUAUUUCAGACAAUUGCCUUUCCUUUAAGAUCUCUGUUGGAAUAUGGUAAACAAUCAGUUAUUAUAUUAAUAAUAGCACUUGGGAGGUGGCAAGUCACUCAGCAAGAAACUUUAUUUCCACUCUAAAUUAUAUUUUAUGAAUAAGUUAAUCUGCAAUCUCAGAAGACCAUAUUUUUUCAUACGUAGCCAAAAUGUUUUUAAUCAAAAUUUUAAAUGAUAUGUUUAAAUUGUAGUAAUUAUUCACAAGUACUUUUAUUUAAAGAGGAGCUGGUUUAUUAGUAUGCUGAUAACAUUUUGACACAUUUCCUACUACUUUCAUGGUAAUCAGACUUGA